AUGAAGUUUUAUAUUUCUAUUUUAUUUUCGAGUUAUUUUCAAGCGUACCAUUGUGAGCUAACGAGUAUUGCUCUAACACCAACUAACAAUGUAGUAAAAGAUACACAAUUGGGUAACACAGACCUGUCCACAGUGUCUAUGACACCCGCUAAUACCUUCGCAUCAUGUUACGUCAAGCAGGCCUUUUCAGCAGCGACCGGAGUCGAAGUGGAGCAUCCGUUUAAUGUUAGAUAUGAAGCCGCAGCGGCUAGCUCAUACAACUGGAUUGUGAUAUUUGACUCGACCAGUCCCUUUAAACUGGAUUCAACCGUGGUACCAAUAUACACUGUGAUAGUAGGAUGUCUACAGAAUGCUGUUACCCAAUCAGCAAAUCUUACAGUCCAAGUUCUACCCAAUCAGAGACCAGCUCUUAUAGAUUAUCCUGGAAAAGUAAUAAGUUACAGUGCUCCAACAGUGCCCGCGGGGAUGUUACUAUAUAAAGUAACAGCCACAGACGGUGAUGGGGAUGUGUUAACCUACACUUACAACAUUCAACCUGCCGUUUCUUUUCUGUCCAUUGAUCAAGUUACCAAUGAGAUUAGCGCUGCGGUUGAUUUCCGAUCCGUGACGAUUCCAUUAGUAACAAUCAAUGUGGAUGUCACUGACGGUUUCGAUACUUUGACUGGCUUUAAAUUACAGAUACAAAUACUAAACUUAAACACUCGUCCAGAAAUCACUAACCUACCAGCGGCUGUAACAAUGAAAGAAGACGUAAACGGUGGAACAUUGUUAAUAGAUUUAUUAUACCAAGAUCCUGAUUAUACCGGGUCUUUUAUCCCCGACUGCUCGGUAUUCCCUAAUAUCAACCCCUCUAUUAUCUCUAUAUCUGGUAGUAGACUCACACUAGCUAACGGAGGAAAUGGUAAAAGUCUAUUGGACUAUGAAGCCAUCACCAGCUAUAGAAUUACCUGUACUAUCUUUGAUGGUUACCUGUACUCGGAGAACGAUGUGCUGACGCUCAAUGUGGACAAUGUAAAUGAACCACCAAUCUUCAAUCAAGCUAGUGGUGUUUAUAACUGUCAGCUCCAAGAAUCUAAGGCAGGUGGAUCAUCUUGUAAUUUAUUUCUCAGUGUCCAGGAUCCGGAAAGUGAUGCAUACACAAUUUCAAUCCGCCCAGGGAACAACAACGAACGUUUCACAUUCGCUUCACCAUCGUCUGAUAUCCUGACUUUCGCCACAGACUAUGAUGUCGACAAUAACGCCAUGCCGAGCUCGGUGUCCCUGGAUAUAGAAGCAAGGGACGCUAAUGGUGCAGCAGGAUUCGCCCAGAUUAAGGUCACCAUCACUGAUGUCAAUGAUAACGAGCCAGUGUUCCCUGGUUCGCAACCUGUCAUCGAACUCAACGAUUUGACGCCAAUAGGGUUGGUGGGUAUUCUUCAGGCGUCUGAUGCCGAUUCUGGAUUAAACGGUGAAGUAGAAUAUAGAGCUACAACCAUUAGUCCACUGACAGCUGCCAAUUAUCUCAACGUACUAGGCAACGGGCAGAUCCACUACACCAAACAAUUCCCAGAUACUUGGUCCGGGACAACCAUUCUACUGACAGCAGACGCCGAAGAUAAGGGGAUACCCAGCAAGAAAGCCUCUACCACACAAACCGUUCGAUUUGUGACCCUUCCAACAACCACCCAACCGCCUCCAGCUACAACGCAACCCGAUACUACCCCGAACCCACUCUCUCAGCAACCAGAGCAAGGCUAUUUUGACGAACCGGCUAAUAUUGCUAUGGUGGCUGUUCUUGGAGUAAUUUUAUUUAUUGCUCUACUGAUAGCAUUGUUUUUCUGUAUGAGGAAACUAUUCUUAGGGUAUUGCUGUACUAGACCAAGCCAUGGUAGAGUUCAUCCUUAUAAUGGUUACCCUCCAGACUAUUACACACCACCAAGACAAAGUCGAUAUUCCGGGUACCCUCGGUACUACCGGGAACCCUCCGACCAUGUAGACCCAAGGGAGUAUUACAGAGAUCCUCGAUAUCACAGAGACCCCAGGCAUCCGCUCUCUGCAGGCAGCAUUCACGGAGAGAUCAUAGCAGUUGAUGACCGAAGAAGUAAACCGAGCAGACUGGCGCUGCAACCAUUUUAGACUUCUGUUAUAAUCCUUUGUGGCAUUUGUGUAAAUAUUUUCAUGCAGGACAAGCAAAUAUUGUGGCUUUCUUAUCAAGGAAUUCCCAUCUUAUUGAUCACUAUACCUUUGCGAUAUUGGGUGGGAGGUGCUAAAUCAGUACACGUGUGAUUGACAUGUUUAGUCCCACCCUUAACAUGUGCUGUGCUAAAUUUAACAAACUUCAUAGAGCUUCCCAAAAAAGAGUCCUCACACCAUAGCAAUCACCAAGUGUGAGAAACAAUAUCGACGGAACUCGCAACCAUUCGCAACUGAUGAUCGCUGUGGUGUGAGGGUUCGUUAAUCCUCUGAAAUGCAUUGAUUAUGUCCAACCGUGUCUGUGAUAUUGUACUUUUUUAAAUAAAUUAUAUUUUAUUUU
This is a messenger RNA of Lottia gigantea (owl limpet), 2512 nucleotides long. RefSeq lists its product as hypothetical. Gene Ontology annotation, biological process: homophilic cell-cell adhesion. NCBI's taxonomy places the organism in Eukaryota, Metazoa, Mollusca, Gastropoda, Lottiidae. The record is from RefSeq and is a predicted model, not a curated record. The transcript has 13 exons. The coding region runs from base 1 to 2115 and encodes 704 amino acids. Gene Ontology annotation, cellular component: plasma membrane. Gene Ontology annotation, molecular function: calcium ion binding.